AACGCGACGCGAGUGUCGAAGAUGCUCCUCUAGUCUCGAAACGCUGCAACACUGGCAACCCACAUGGCGCUAGGCCUCGGCUCCGGGCUGUGCUCCGGGCCCGGUUCCGGGAACCAGUCGGACGCGUCGUCCUCGCCCGGAAUCAGCGUGCCGAUCCCGGUCACCCCCGUGGCUCCGGGGCCCAUCAUCCCCAACCCCAUGUUCGCGUUGCCGACGCUCAACUUCACGGUGUCCCAGGUGGCGGCGGUGUGUGAGACGUUGGAGGAGAGCGGCGACAUCGAGCGGCUGGCGAGGUUCCUGUGGUCGCUCCCGGUCGCCCAUCCCAACAUCCAGGAGCUGAACAAGAACGAGGCCGUGCUGCGGGCCCGAGCGAUCGUGUGCUUCCACAGCGGCAACUUCCGGGAGUUGUACGCGAUUCUUGAAGGCAACAAGUUCAGCAAAGGCUCGCACCAUAAGCUCCAGGAGAUGUGGCAGCUGGCGCACUACCAGGAGGCGGAGAAGCUCCGGGGGCGGGCGCUGGGGCCGGUGGACAAGUACAGAGUGCGGAAGAAGUUCCCUUGGCCGAGGACCAUCUGGGACGGGGAGCAGAAGACGCACUGCUUCAAGGAGCGCACCAGGAGUCUGCUGAGGGAGUGGUAUCUGCAGGAUCCGUAUCCCAACCCCACGAAGAAGCGGGAGCUGGCGCAGGCGACGGGGCUGACGCCGACGCAAGUGGGCAAUUGGUUCAAGAACCGGAGGCAGAGGGACCGGGCGGCGGCUGCUAAGAACAGUUUCCUUUCCAGGAUGCAGCAGCAGCAGCUCGCCGCGCAGCUCGCGCACCACGGCGGCGGCGCCCGCCAGCCGCCCCUCAGCCCCACGCCCUCCGACAGCGACUCGGACAUCUCCCUCGGCGCCCACUCGCCCCCCAUCAGCUCCCCCGGCCCGCUCCGGUUCGGCAAUGCCUCCCCCACGCCCAUCACCUCGUUCCGCUUCGGGCCGCACUCCCCCGGGCCCAUGCCCGCCCAGUACCGCUUCGGCAACCACACCACCUCCCCCAGCUUCAGGCAAUCGCCCCCGACGCCGCCGCCGAACUUCCGCCAAGAUAACAAGAGGGGUUCGGAGUCGCCGAUCAACGUCGACACCGCCACAUCGAAUUACAAUAAUUCAGCCGUCAAUUUGCGAUUAACAUCGAACGAGUCGCCCAUCGAUGUCGAUUCGCACGCUGAUUACGGGCAGGAUAAGAGCAGCAGCCCGAUCAGGGUGGACAACUCGCCGACGAGGCAGUCGCCGCCGAUGAACCUGAGGAUACACGCUGACCACGUGCGGAUGGCGCCCUCGGAUAACGCCAAGCUCGAGGCGCCCCUGCCCCUGAGGCUGACGUCCGGCCACCAGCUGACCACCCCCCUGCGGAUCCACGUCGCGAGUCCCAACCGCAUGACGGCGCCGCCGUCGCCGCACCACACCAGCUUGCACCUGGGGGCAGCGCCCCACGGAGGUAUAGUUAGAAUAGCGCCGUCGAGCCCCCCCAACCCCCCGGUGCUGCACCGGCCGUUCUCCCCGCCGAGGCUGACGUGAUAUAUACCGUACGAAUGGGAGGAUAAAGUGUGAAUACUUUAUAUGGUUUGCUGCAAUAUUUAUUGACACUGCUUGACAAUGUGUAUAUAAGUACAUAAGUGUGCGAACGAGGACGGACCCGUAUAAAAUUCUAUGUUCAGUGGCAAUUUGUAGAUUGUAUAUGGCAUAAUAUAUUUGAAUUUAUAGAAGAAUUUAGUCGAGACGCACUGAACGAUUUUCGAGUACCUACUAUACACUUUGGCGGUUGUGUUCGGUGACUAGGUUCAGUGUAGAGAGAAUGUCGUAUUCGAUUUUUGUAGAUAAAUUAUUUUAAGUCAACAUAUUUCAAUUGAUUUUCGAUUGUAUAUAAAAUACA
This is a messenger RNA of Zophobas morio, 1909 nucleotides long. It is a transcript of the gene Six3, whose product is annotated as homeobox protein SIX3. The transcript is spliced from 3 exons. Gene Ontology annotation, cellular component: nucleus; transcription regulator complex. The record is from RefSeq and is a predicted model, not a curated record. Gene Ontology annotation, biological process: regulation of transcription by RNA polymerase II. Gene Ontology annotation, molecular function: RNA polymerase II cis-regulatory region sequence-specific DNA binding; DNA-binding transcription factor activity, RNA polymerase II-specific. The coding region runs from base 64 to 1554 and encodes 496 amino acids. Lineage: Eukaryota; Metazoa; Arthropoda; Insecta; Coleoptera; Tenebrionidae.